Molecule: messenger RNA, 3385 nt
Organism: Xenia sp. Carnegie-2017
Lineage: Eukaryota; Metazoa; Cnidaria; Anthozoa; Malacalcyonacea; Xeniidae
Product: protein KRI1 homolog
Exons: 22
Coding region: 32-1645 (537 amino acids)
Biological process (GO): endonucleolytic cleavage in ITS1 to separate SSU-rRNA from 5.8S rRNA and LSU-rRNA from tricistronic rRNA transcript (SSU-rRNA, 5.8S rRNA, LSU-rRNA)
Cellular component (GO): 90S preribosome; nucleolus
Source: RefSeq, a predicted model, not a curated record
UUACAUGAAGUAAUGGCAUAUAAUAGUUAAUAUGGCGGACAAAAUGAAAUACGAAAAAUGUGCAUUGAAAAUUAACAAAAAGUACGCCGCAAAUUUUCAAAAAAGAAGUGAAAGGGCUGAACUUGAUAAGUUAAAGGACAAAUAUGGCGAAAUUGUAGACAAUUCUGAAAGCUCGAGUGAGUCAGAAGAUGAAGAUGCAAGGGAGCUUAAUUUUGAAAAAGAAAAGAAUUUUCUAAAGACUUUGGCACUUAUAAAGAACAAGGACCCAAAAAUCUAUGAUAAAAAUGCAACAUUUUAUUCAAAUGAAGUCAUCUUGAAUGAAGAAAAAGCAAGAAAAAGUGAUAAACCUAUGUUCCUUAAAGAUUAUGAAAGGAAAAGAUUAUUGGAACAAGGAUCUGAACUCUCUGAAUCUGAGGAAAGUUGUAGCUUUGAAGAAAAGAAUAAAGAGAAUGGAUUAACUUACAUUGAAGAACAAGAAGAGUUGAAAAAAAGUUUCAAAGAUGCUUUCAAUGGUGAUGAAGAUAAAAGUGAUUUUUUAAAGACACGGAUAAAACCAAAACAAGAAAAGGAAACAGAAGACAAAGAAUACCUUGAAUGGUUAAAAGAAAAAGAUUUAUCAGAAAAAGAUAAAACGGAAUUGGAGCCAUUGCUUCAAAUUUGGAAUAAUCCAGACCUUGACGAAGACGAGAAAUUUCUUCGUAAUUUCAUUUUACAAAAACAAUACAUUGAUAAAGAUUCCUUGGAAACUCCAACUUAUGAUGAAAUUGUUGAUGAUUUUGAAGAGGAUGAAGAACAACUUGAGAAACAGGAAGAAUUUGAACGAAAAUAUAAUUUCAGAUAUGAAGAACCAGAUUCAGCACAACUAAAAAGUUAUCCAAGAAAUGUCACGGGAACACUUCGCCGAAAAGACAACAAAAGAAAAGAGAAAAGAGAGGAAAGAAAUGAACGUAAACUUAAGGAAAAAGAGAAAAAGAAACAGGAAUUGAAACGAUUAAAGAAUCUCAAAAAGAAAGAGAUCUUAGAAAAAUUGGAAAAAUUGAAAGAAGUGACAGGAAAUCCAAAUGUAGGAUUUAAUGAUGAAGAUUUAGAAGGCGAUUUUGAUCCAGUCAAAUAUGAUGAAGCAAUGCAGAAAGCAUUUGAUGAUGAGUAUUAUAACGAAGAAGAAACUGAAAAACCAGAAUUUAACGAGGAAGAUUGGCAAGAUUAUGAAGAAGAAAAUUGGGAUGAAUGGGAAGGCAAUGAUGAAGGCGAACUUCAUUGUGAUGAUCCUGGAUUUAAUAUGGAUGCAGAUUUCGAUGAUACAGCUUCAACAACGAUGAAUGAAAAUAAUAGAAGAAAGAAAUCUUUGUUUGCUAGCGCUGUUUAUGCAUCGAAACCUUCAUUUGAUCCAAACGAGAAAUCAUUUGAAGCAUAUUUUGAUGAGUAUUACAAGCUGGAUUAUGAAGACAUCAUUGGUGAUUUACCGUGCAGGUUUAAAUACAGACAAGUGGAACCAAAUGAUUUUGGCUUAACUGUUGAUGAGAUAUUGAUGUGCGACGAUAAGGAGUUAAAUCAAUGGGCUUCAUUGAAAAAAUCAAUUCUUUAUAGAACAAGAGAUGAAGAAAGAAAGGACAUUAAAAAGUAUCGUCAGAAGGAAAAGAUAUAAAAAGAAAAUGAUGAUUCUCAAGUCUCUUGCUGUUUCAGGGAUUGAUAAUAAAGAAGAAAAUGACGACAUUAAUAACAACAGAAAAAGAAAAAAUCAUUUAAUGAAAUCUCGGAUUAAAGAAGUUACGAAGAAAACCGCAGGUGAUGUAAAAUGGCGAUGGAGGGGAAAUAAAAAAUUAUCUGUCAAUGAUCGAUUUGAAAUAAACAAGAAACGUCGAGUAAUGCGUUAUUUUCAUGGAGCAAAAUCUGACAAAAUAUCAAAACUGUCCUCAUCAAGACUGCUUGCUUAUGGUGUUGAAAAGAAAAAGAAAAGAAAAUAAGUAUCAUGUUUAUAUCCUUUUUAAAUCAUGGUUGUUAAUGGUAUUUUUGCAGCCAAAUCUUACAGCCAACUAGGAAAAUAACGCAUCAUCAGAAAAUUUGAAAUUCAGAAACACGGAAUUGCUGUAAUUAAAUUUGUGAUGAUAAAUGUUGUAGGGAAAGAGGUUGAACACAACGAAACGACUAAAGUAAUUUUUGGUUGCUUUUUAAAGACUAUUAGUAGUGGUACUCGAUUUGGAGAGUCUGAUGUUCGAGGGGAAUCUAAUAGUUUGUCAAUAUUUAAUUGUUCAUUUAAUUAAUGACGUCACAUAAAGCUUUUCGUUUGGCUCGUUGUUGGAAUGAAAGACGAAGAAUAUUUGUGGUGUGGCUAUUCUUGUCCUGACAGUUUGACAUUUUUAUAGCAAAGUCUUAGAUGCAGAUAAAUUAAGUGAUGUCACAGAUUUCAUUGAAAAUUGAAAGUUGUGAUAGAAGUGAAUGUUUGCCUGGAAGAUUUAAGUGCCCGUGGGCAUCGCUGUUUGAAGCUGAACUGAAUGAAGCGUGUAAAAGUAUUGAAGAUUUAAGGGAAAUAGUUAAACAGCAAGCUUUGAGCAUCGAUGAUCUUCAACAAAGUUCGAAAAAACUCCGAAAAUACGUACGAAUGAUGGAAAAACGUGCUAGUGUAACAAAACGUGAGUUAUAAAUGGAAAUUUUGUAGUUGUAAAUCAAGUCCUGAGAAUGACAGUUGAUGUUGGUGUUGACUGACGUUUUAUCCUUCACUCCUCACAUCCUGCAGCAUAAACGUCAAUCAACAACAUCAACAGUCCUUAGGACUUCACUACCUGGGUGAUUUACGUCAACAAACAUGAAUCAAUACUCCCAUUUUCAAACCUUUCAAAAUUGAUAAACGUCUCAGUCUGACAUUUAAUUUAGAUGACGUCAUGUCACAUGACUUGCGACGUUGUAAAGGUGGAUGUAAAAAACAUGUAAAGACUGAGAAAUGUUUAUGUCAUGGUUUAAUUACCGCUGACCCACAUGUUUGCUGUGGACAACAAGGAGGACACUGUGAUUGCUGAUAUUGAAGAAAUAGUUUUAAAACGUAUGUACUAUUGAAAAGGAACAUAAGGGACCAAGCUCAUGACGUUUUGUUUCAAAUCAGGAAUUAGAAUAGUAAACAAGGAAAUUCCUGGCGGAAAACGAAUUCUCAUAUUAAUAGACCUUUUGCCUUUCGUUAAACAAGAAUGAACAUUCAAUAACAUGAUGCGAUACAUCAAUAAAACUUUGGAUAUUCAUUUAAACGGAAAAAAAACAUUAACAUUUGCUGAAGGUCAAUUAGAUUAGUUGAUGUAAAAGCUCAAAUUCAAUAACAUUUUAGCGAAUUCAUAUGACCAAACUAAACAUUCUGUUCCCAUUGACCUUUUAGUGAUAUUUAUUGAAUUUCUUUAAA